This is a messenger RNA of Musca vetustissima, 1356 nucleotides long. It is a transcript of the gene Idgf4, whose product is annotated as chitinase-like protein Idgf4. Gene Ontology annotation, molecular function: chitin binding. The transcript has 3 exons. The record is from RefSeq and is a predicted model, not a curated record. Gene Ontology annotation, cellular component: extracellular region. Gene Ontology annotation, biological process: carbohydrate metabolic process; chitin catabolic process. NCBI's taxonomy places the organism in Eukaryota, Metazoa, Arthropoda, Insecta, Diptera, Muscidae. The coding region runs from base 22 to 1353 and encodes 443 amino acids.
AAAUAACAAAUUUCAAGCAAAAUGAAAUCAUUUGUUUUGCUCUGUGCCCUGUUCGGUGCAAUUGCUGUCCAGCAAUCAUUCGCCAAUGCCGGUCCCACAUCUCAUUUGGUUUGCUAUUAUGAUGGCAAUUCCUAUGUCCGUGAAGGCCUUGCCAAAUUGACAUUGGCCGAAUUGGAACCAGCUUUGCAAUUCUGCUCGCAUUUGGUCUACGGCUAUGCCAGCAUUAAUCCCAGCACCAACAAAUUGGUUAGCAGCAAUGAAAAACUUGAUUUGGAUGUUGGCACUGGUUUGUAUCGUACCAUUACCGGUUUGAAGAAGAAAUUCCCCCAUUUGAAGGUGUUGUUGAGCGUGGGUGGUGAUCACGAUGAAGUCGAUCCCGAUAGCAACAAAUAUUUGACUUUGUUGGAAUCUAGCAAUGCUCGCAUUCCAUUCAUCAACAGUGCCCAUGCUUUGGUUAAGACUUAUGGUUUUGAUGGUUUGGAUGUUGCCUGGCAAUUCCCCAAGAACAAGCCAAAGAAGGUCCAUGGUGGAUUCGGUAAAUUCUGGAAGGGUUUCAAGAAAGUAUUCACUGGCGACUUUGUUGUUGACGAAAAGGCUGAGGAACACAAGGAAGCCUUCACCGCCUUGGUUAGAGAAUUGAAGAAUGCCCUGCGUCCUGAUGGCUACUUGUUGGGUUUGACCGUCUUGCCCAAUGUUAACUCUUCGUUGUUCUACGAUGUCCCCGCUUUGGUCAACAACUUGGACUAUGUCAAUUUGAUGGCUUUCGAUUUCCAAACCCCUGAACGUAACCCCGAAGUUGCUGAUUUCCCCGCCCCCUUGUAUGAACUCAAUGAACGUAACCCCGAAUCGAAUGUCAACUUCCAAGUUAACUACUGGUUGAACAACCACUGCCCCGCUACCAAGAUCAAUGUUGGCAUUGCCACCUAUGGCCGCUCAUGGAAAAUGACCAAGGAUUCCGGUUUGACUGGUUUGCCACCAGUAUCGGAUACCGACAAAGCUGGUCCCGCCGGUGUCCAAACUCAAAUCGAUGGUCUCUACAGCUGGCCUGAGGUCUGCAGCAAAUUGCCCAACAAUGCCAACCAACACUUGAAGGGUGCUGAUCAACCUCUCCGUAAGGUCGGCGAUCCAACCAAACGUUUCGGUAACUAUGCCUACCGCUCGGCUGAUGAUAAGGGUGAAAAUGGUCUAUGGGUUGGUUAUGAAGAUCCCGAUACCGCUGCCAACAAGGCUGCUUAUGUCAAAUCCAAGGGAUUGGGUGGUGUUGCUUUGGUUGAUUUGUCCUAUGAUGAUUUCCGUGGUUCUUGCUCCGGUGAUAAAUAUCCCAUUCUACGUGCCAUCAAGUAUAAAUUGUAAAUU